Mizuhopecten yessoensis (Yesso scallop) is the source of this 7751-nucleotide messenger RNA. RefSeq names its product fibrocystin-L-like. The transcript has 38 exons. Lineage: Eukaryota; Metazoa; Mollusca; Bivalvia; Pectinida; Pectinidae. Bases 214 to 7725 code for a protein of 2503 amino acids. The record is from RefSeq and is a predicted model, not a curated record.
ACUGCAAUCAAUCCUAGAAAAGGCAGUCUACAGGGCGGUACACAAAUCACUGUUUCGGGACGAGGAUUUUCUAGUAACCAAUUUAACCAUUUCCCGGGAACAGAACACCUUGGUAACAAGGUAUUUUUUGUGAGCAAACAUUAUGUGUUUCCAUGUGACGUCAUCGUUGAAAAAACAGACACAUCACGCAUUGUCUGCAUCACAAGAUCCGGAAUGGGACAGGAUAAUUAUGAUGUCAAGGUGACUGUGGAUGGAACUGAUAUACCAAAUGAAUGUCGAUCAUCAAGUGACUGCCAAUUCCAGCCAUCUUUGACAUCGACACCAACCGUCAGUGCCAUAACACCUUCGUCAGGUCCACCCGGAUCAUUGCUGACACUGAAAGGACGAAUAUUCACCUCAAAGUACGGCUUAAAUGCGAGUACAAAUGGAAACUCAAACGAAAUAUCAAGAGUGAUGGCAGGUGGUGAUACAUGUGAUUUAAAGUCUCCCGAUGGUGAAAACUAUGGAAUCCUUUUAGACAGUAACGGACGCAGUGAGAACGGUUUCAUGACCUGCAGGAUAAGUGCAUCAGGAUCAAAAACAGGAAAUAUCAAUGCCAGUUUUACGUUGUUACCUUACGGAAGGUCAAAACCAGAUUUGAAUCUGUACAAGAUAUCACGAAACGGCCAGAUUUUCAUGUUCCAGAGCUAUUCAGAAAUCCAUUCAAUCUCUCCAACCUUAGGCAGCACAGAGGGAGGAACAAUGAUAACAAUAUCAGGAAAGUUUUUUGACGAGACAAGAUCAGAAGCUGUUGUCAAAGUUGGGGGUACAGAUUGUGACGUGGUACAUCUAAAUGACACAGCUAUAAUAUGUCGGACCGUCCGGAAACCAGAUACUAACCAACAGAUAUAUCCCGGAAACAGAGGCAUUGCUGUGGAAUCAUGGAACGAAACAUUCGGUAGUGAAAUACAUCUGCAGAUGAUAAGAAACUUUAACGAAAGUUUGCCGGAUUAUCAGAUGAAGUUUUCUGAAACAACACGCAUCCCCGGAAACAGUGCUUCUGGUAAUUAUGUCAGCCGAAUGAAAGUUUUUUUUCUGCCCCCGUUUGAUGGAGAGUAUCAAUUCAUUCUGACAUCAACGAGAAACGCCGAAUUCUACCUCAGUAGAGAUGGAGAUCCAGCAGGAAUGCAAUUGAAAAUAAGUAGUUAUAGCGGCUAUGCUACAAUGUUACUACACUCAAAUACAAGCUACUACAUGGAAGUGCUGUACAGACAAACUACAAACUCACGGGCCAUAAAUUUGGCGGUUCGAUAUUUAGAUAGCAAAGUCAACCACCACAUGGCUGGGAACGUGCUGCAAGAAGAACAAGAAAUAAGUAUAACAUCAUCUAUUCAAAAGGAGCAGCAGGCCAUUACCAUAUUAAACGUCAUCAACCAAACGCCCAUCUUCGAAGAACAAGAAAUUAUCGUGGAGGAAUCAGGAGGACUUUCAGAGAAUGGAAGGUUUCGUCUUGGACUAUACUCAUUGUAUACGGAGAGCAUCCUAUUUGGAGUAUCAGCUAUUGAUAUGACGAAUGCACUGAAAUCCCUGCCAGUGUUUGAUGUGUCGGAGACCGUGUCCAUUAACAGGACUGCUCAUGGUCAAGGGUUCAAAUACACUAUAACGUUCAUAUCAGAGAGAGGUAACUUCCCCGAAUUGGAGUUAAAAACAUUAUCUGGAACAUUUACUGCCAGGAUAAAUACGACACGGGACGGGAAGCCCAGCGGUAAAAAAGUUGGACUUAUGAUGGCAGGUGUACCCGCGCCUCUGAUUGACAGCAAUGGAUCACAGUCACAGAUUUCAGAAGCUCUUGGUACAUUGUUUACGGUUCGAUGUCCAAGUUACUGGACCGACCCAAAAAGGAAAAUCAUCUAUCACAACAUGGAAGACUAUUCGUCUCUGCCGUGGUAUUUAAGAGGCUUACGAAAAAAUCAAUGGAACUAUGCUUGUUACAAUUUACAAGACAGUAUAACAACAAUCAUCUCUGACGCAUCCAUCAUUAUUCUGCACGGAUUGCAAAUCGGUUGUAAAGGGGAUGUUCUUGUAGAUGACGUUUACUUCGGGCAGCACGCUACAACGUUGGAUACAGAUGAUGCACACCUACGACGUCUCGUGUGCGCUCCCAAUGGGUACAAAAUAACUGAUGUAGAUGUCGCUAAACAUGGGGAUACGUACGACAUAUCCCUCACAACGGUUCUAGGAGGACACGGAUUUCCAAUAUUUACCGUCGACGAUACUCAGGUGCCACCAAACACAACCGUAUCGGUAAUAAGAACUGUCGCAGCGUCAACUCCUUUGAGUGGAACGUUUGAUCUGACUCUGAGAGGUCAGACAAUCACGUCCAUACCAGUAGGAAUCGGACGCAAUGACAUAACUGCAAUCAUAGAGGGAUUCACAGAUAUUGGUCUCGUUCUUGUAACUUCCACCGGUGACGGUGUGUUCAAUAUGUAUUGGAGGUUCCGCUUUGACACAUAUCCCGGAAAUCUGGAGCAAAUUCAGAUGAAUUCGAGUACUGUCUCUGGUGACAAUGUUCAGUCACACGUCUGGACAAUACAAAACGGACAAUACACCAUAGACCCUCUGUAUGGAGAAAUGCUAAUGACGGCACACGAAACUCCGCAGGUCACUGUUAGUAUAAAUGACGUUGCAUCAAAAUGCACCGGAAGCUGUACGUUCGAGUGGUUGCCUAGUAAAACACCUGUCUUGGACAACGUGACGCGUGUACAAGGUAUAUCGCAUACGAAGAUCCAGAUAUCUGGCAGCGGAUUUAGCGACAUCCCAAAUAACAAUAAUGUGACGAUAAAAGGGGUCGUUUGUAACGUCACUAUGGCAACUAAUUCAACGAUCACGUGUGAUAUUGACAGCAUACCUAGUGGCGAGCACAUUGUGGUCGUAAAUGUAUUAGGAAGCGGAAUAGCAAAGUCUAGAGACGGCAAUCUCACAAUCUCCUUCAAUACACAAAUCGACGGUGUCAACCCAACAAGAAGCGGAAUGGGAGGUUCUGUGAAACUGUCUAUCACUGGGAGUGGAUUCAAUAGGAAUUCGUCCGUGAAAUUGGGAGCUAAGACGUGCGAUGUACAGUCUGUGUCAACAACCAACAUUGUCUGCUUAGUGCCAUCCACGAGUACUGCCGAAGUAGUGCCUGUCACAGUAGAACAGAAUGGAGAACUACAGCUAACAGCAGACACAAAUUUUACCUAUGAUGAUUCAAAGACGCCUCGAGUGACUGGAAUAUCGCCCAAUUUACCAGGAGUAUCAGGUGGAGACACACUUAUCAUUGAUGGUGAUGGCUUUCAGAUGGGUGACAAUCUAACGUUGUUGGUAGGCAGAACCGAAAUCAACAUUACCUUCUAUAACAACACCUACGUGACGGCGGAAUUACCUCCCUGUUCUCCAGGAAGUCAUCACGUAAAAGUCAUAGCGGGAGACAACGGAGCAGGCAUGACAUUGAAAAACAAACUGCCUUCGAUCACAUGCGUCUUAGAACUAACCAGUGUCAAUCCACUUAGUGGUUCUCUGUUCGGCGGCACCAGCCUCACACUGGAGGGACAGGGAUUCACAUCGCUGACCAAAGUCAAGGUCGGAAACCACGACUGUGACGUAACAACAACGAAUGGUAGUUUUAUAAUUUGCAAGAUUACAAGAACGCGCACAAUACAUAGAGUAAACAACCACGGUAACCAUCCAUCUUUUGGGAAGUACUACUACUGGAGUCCACAGCAUAUAAAGGUCCUGGUAGGCGACAUCGUGCGCUGGGACUGGGACUUCCCGUUCUACAUCACGACAAUGAAACCAAAGGUUGAAGAAACUUACAACAUGACUACAAAAUAUGGAAAGUCUGGAGGGUUUACAAGUGGUGCUGGUUCAUCUACAGGAUCGUAUUCCCGUGAGUUCAGUAAGGCCGGCAAAUUUUACUACUGGAGUGGAAUAAUUGAUGAAUACAGUAUCACGUGGUUCUACGGAUCUGUCGAAGUUGUAGACGGUCCGUCCUUCCUCGCUGAUGUCAGUGUCACACAUGGUCAUUUCGAGGCUACGUAUAACGUAACAGACAGCACCUCCAUACCAGAUACCACGACAUGUUGCGAUACAACGGUAGGCAGAUAUAACUGUUCUGAUCCUCUACCGGUGGAUUCAUCAAAUCACACAAAAUUUCAGUUCGCAUUCUGGACAUGCAGAACACCAGUCAUCGAUAGCAUAAGUCGACAGAACGGUACUACUAAUGACGAAAUACUUAUAUCGGGUAACGGGUUCUCAGAUAAAAGUAGCUCAAAUAAUGUAACGUUCGGAGAUUAUAUAUGCAAAGCAUCUUACAGUUCAGUAUCAUCUCUGGCAUGCAGCAUUGAUCCUGAAAACAAACCAAGAAUCGGUCGGCCGCAAUAUAUAGACGUUCUUGUGAACAAUCUUGGUUAUGCCCAUGUCAAUGUGGAAGCAGAAAUUUCAAAAACAUUUGCAUUGUUUCCAGUAAUAAAUAUUAUUUCUCCAAACAACGGAUCUCUUGGAGGUUAUACACGACUAACAAUAUCGGGAACUGGAUUUGAAGAAAGGAUGGGAAGUAUCAGAUCUGAAGUCAAUGUCGGCGGUUAUCAUUGUGACAUUGUAUCAAGUUCUUACACAAAAAUAAUAUGCCUUACACCAAUGUCUUCUAGAGGGCAACGGGAAAUAUCCGUCAUUAUCCCAGCCGCCGGAAACACAAGGAUUCGGGCGGAAUGCAAUAAAUCGUGUCAAUUCGUUUACGAUGACUUGCUGACCCCGACAGUAACUGAUGUCAGUCCUAAGUCAAUAACAGGUGAAAACACAACCAGCGUCACAAUUGUCGGUACAGGUUUUGGCGAUGACAACACAAGUGUAUCUGUGGUUAUGACGUCUUCAGAACACCACCAUUGUGCUAUUACUGAUGUAUCAGAUUCAAACAUCACUUGUUUAUUAAACAAUUUACCUCUUGGUUCCAAUACAGUAGUGGUACAUAUAUCGCAUAAAGGUAGAGCUCGUGAAAUCAAUGGACCUGUUACUGUCGCAAGUAUAGCCAGUGUACAGAAUAUAUCGCCCGACAAAGGAAGUAAAUACGGGGGAACUGACAUCACUGUAACCGGAAAUGGCUUUCAUUCUGACGUAACUAUUGACAUCGACGGAACGCCAUGUUUAGUGCUACACAGAACCGUGUCGUCCGUUGUUUGCACAACUGAAGUCCACGCUAUUGGCAAUGCAGUGCUUACUAUCCGGUCGGAUGGACACCCAUAUCCCGAACAAGCUUUUACAUAUUCUGAAGAUGCUUCUCCUAGAAUAAUUACUGUAUAUCCUUCGUCUGGGACGAGUGGGGAAAACAUCACUAUCUCCGGCUACAAUCUAGGAACAAUAUUGAACCAUACAAGUGUGUUUGUAGGGGAGACAAAUUGUGAAAUAACUGCAGUAAAUGAAACGGAAAUAAACUGUACUGUCGGGGAGAACCGCGCGGGAAAAUACAACAUAUGCGUAAAUGUGCAUGGUUUAGGGAAUUCAAAUGCAGAUGCAACAUUUACGUUCAGCAUGUCGGUAAAGGACAUUACACCAAGAUCGGGUAGUGUAGGCGGGGACCAGACUGUCACAAUACUCGGUACCGGAUUUGACGAUAACAUGAUGGUUACUAUAUGUGAUCGUAUCUGCAACAUAUCGGAGAGGAACACAACAGAGUCUAUGCAAUAUGUUUGUCAUACGCCAUCCUUGCCAGAUUCCUCACUUAAGAAUUGCAGCGUUCAUGUAACGGUUAACAACGUGACUGAAACACUAGCGGAUGCUUACACUUACGAUCCAGUUUUAACGCCAGUCAUUGAUGACGUCACACCUAAACGUGGAGGCACCCAAGGUGGAACCCGCAUAACGAUAUCGGGAUCAAAUUUCGGAUUAACAGAAGAUACAACGUUUGGCUGCACGUCUUCAGUGACGAUUGCUGGAACCUUGUGUAACAUUACGUCAUGGACAAACACACGGGUAGUGUGUGUAACAGAGGCUCAUUCGAGGUCGGAGAGGGCUGCUGUCAGACUGGAGACAGGCUGUAAUGGAAAGGCAAAGGAGAACAAUGCGAGAUUCCACUUUGUCGACGUGUGGUCUUCUGUGUAUACAUGGGGAGGACAGGCACUUGGUCUGCCCAAGGCUGGAGACAUCGUGGUCAUCCAAAAGGGUCAGACAAUUUUGUUUGAUACCAAUACACCGGUCCUCAAGAUGCUGGUUAUACAAGGAGGAGAGCUUGUAUUUGAUGAAGCAAAUGUGGAACUGCAGGCAGAAAACAUACUGAUAACAGAUGGUGGUCUACUACAGGUUGGUACAGAAGCUGAACCAUUUAAACACAAGGCUAUUAUAACAUUACAUGGUCACCAUCGAUCCAAGGAGCUACCGGUAUAUGGAACAAAGUCGCUCGCUGUUCGGGAGGGCACACUGGACCUACACGGACAACGUACAACCGUCACAUGGACGAAAUUGGCACAAUCUGUCGAUGUAGGGAACACGACAAUAAUUCUGCAACACGAAGUCAAUUGGCGGAAAGGUGACAUAAUUAUAAUAUCAACAACAGGAGGCAUUCAUUCUUAUUCGGAGAGCGAGAAGUUGACUAUAUUAUCGGUUGCUGUGGACAACAAAACAAUCACACUCACCAGCCCACUAAACAACGCUCAUCUCGGGCUCUCUGAACUAGUGGCUGGCUGGGAUCUUGAUUUCAGCGCGGAAGUUGGCCUGCUAACCCGUAACGUGGUUGUGAGAGGGCGCAGCGAUCCCCAGUGGAUUAUGAACGUAGAAUCGUGUCCAGAUGAUUUUGAUUCGGGAAACUUAGCUUUGCAGAAAUGCGCACAGGGCCGAUAUGGACAGGAAAUGGGAAGUGAUCAAUUUGGUGCGCAUGUGAUAAUUCAUACAACAGAUCCAACCAAACAUUUAACAACAAGUCGCGUAGAGUUUGUUGAGUUCGUCCACGUCGGACAAGCCUUCCGUCUUGGUCGGCAUCCUAUCAACUUCCAUAUGACUGGUGACAUGUCUAAGUCGUAUGUUCGUGGAUGUGGAAUUUACGACACGUUUAAUCGAGCUAUCAACAUCCGUGAUACACACAACCUUCUUGUGGAGAGAAAUGUGAUUUACAACGUAAACGGUGCGGCAAUAUAUUUGGAAGAUGGAACUGAGACUGGGAAUCUAUUUCAAUACAACCUUGGCGUGUUGGUGAAAGGAAGCUCACAACUAUUGAACGACGAUAUCUCAGCAGCAACGUUUUGGAUCACAAAUCCAAACAACACUUUUCGUCACAACGUUGCUGCUGGUGGAACACAUUUUGGAUACUGGUUUUAUUUGGAAAAUAUCGCAACGUCCUCUUUAAAUGGCAGGUAUAGACCGCAAUAUACCCCUCUCGGUGAAUUCAACAACAACACUGCACAUUCCUUAGGAUGGUACGGCUUAUUGAUCUACCCCAUAUAUACUCCGCGUGUGAUGUAUUCAUUCAACUCAUCACCAUCAUCUCGGAAGGCUGCAGUAAUAAAUAAUAUGUACGUGUGGAACUGUCGCAAGGGAAUCGAGAUAGCCGAUAUAGGAGCCGUACAUAUCAAGGGUUUCAUUGCUGUAAACAAUGUGUACGCUGGAUACGAAGGUAAAAUGGUAGUAGAAGGAAAUCAGUAUACUGACGAUGGACCAUUAGUUGAGAACUCUCUAAUCGUUGGCUACGUUCCGAGUAUGCCAUCACAGGGUUGCACGAAUUGAGGUGUUGUAUCUCCCUACAAGUUUGG